UGACCCUACAGCUGAUUUCCUCGGAUGGAGUGUUUCUGCUUGAUGUUCGCUCGCGCUGCUUGGCUAUGACUGCGCUUCUGGGGGAUUUCGGUUCAGUCGUGGCGCGUUGACACGCAGCGAUCCGCGAGACAUUAUGGCCCAGGCUGCUCAGAUGAAUGUCAUCGAGAUCAACAGCCCCGUUUGCGUUGAACACGACAAAAAACGACGCCAAUUCACCAUCCGGCUCAACGGUUCUUACGAUAGAGCCGUGUUGCUGUAUGAAUAUGUGGGGAAGAAGACAGUGGAUCUGCAACACACAGAGGUUCCUGAUGCUUUCCGAGGACGAGGAAUUGCCAAGCACCUGGCCAAGGCAGCAAUGGAUUUUGUGGUCGAGGAAGACCUCAGGGCUCACCUGACCUGCUGGUACAUUCAAAAGGGAGUGAUGGCGGCGGCGGGUGAGUGUUACAUUGUGCACGAGAUCUACAAUGGUGAGAAUGCGCAGGAGCAGUUUGAGUAUGAGCUGGAGCAGGCACUGGAGGCACAGUAUCGCUACAUCGUCAUUGAGCCGACACGCAUUGGAGACGAGACGGCGCGUUGGGUGGCUGUCGGGAACUGCCUGCACAAGACGGCCGUACUAGCGGGCACUGCGUGUCUCUUUACACCGUUGGCACUGCCUGCUGAGUAUUCCCGCUACGUAGCUCUGCCCGCUGGUGCCCUCAGCCUGGCCUGCGCUGCUCUCUACGGCAUCUCAUGGCAGUUUGACCCGUGCUGCAAGUACCAGGUGGAGUAUGACAGCCGGAAGCUAGCGCGCCUGCCGCUGCAUACGCUCACCUCGUCCACACCCGUGGUGCUGGUGCGCCGCGACGACGUGCACAGAAAGAGACUGCACAACACAAUAGCGCUCGCCGCCCUGGUCUACUGCGCCAAGAAGAUCUACGAACUGUAUGCCGUAUGAACAUACAUGCACACACACACCACCUACACACAGUGACACAAGUACAGAUACAUCAUCUCACACACACGUACACACACACACUCACACUGGGAGGGAGGUGAGAAGCACUACUAAGUACAAAGAGACACAAAUGCAACAAAGUCAACAGGCAGAUGGAUGCAGGGACAAAGAGAGCGAUCACCCAGAAAGUGAAGAACCUUGCAGCGCUCUCUUUUCCCAUCUGUACAUUUCAUUCGAAGAACGGAAUACUGGGUGGGAUGAGAGGAUGAAUGGAUGAGAACAUGGUGCAAGGGGGGGUUUAUGGUUUAUUGGAGAAUUUAAGAUUCUUCCCCUCUCAUAUCUGCACUGUUAAGUGACAUCAGCAAUGCACUUGACAAGCCGCUUCCCCUCUUUUCUCUCCUUAUCACUGAGUUCCUGCACCUGCGCAGCGACAGUCGGACCGUGACAGCAAGGUGGACGGCGAACACACAGACAUGUUUUAAGUAUUACUUUCAAGCCAUGUCUCUACCCCCCUCCCCUGUGUAGUUUUACUGUACCCUGCCUUGGUGCAUCACCUUUUCAUUAAACAGUAGGAGAUUUAACCUCAA
Messenger RNA from Tachysurus fulvidraco (yellow catfish), 1521 nucleotides. Its product is annotated as transmembrane protein 11, mitochondrial. Gene Ontology annotation, biological process: inner mitochondrial membrane organization. The transcript has 4 exons. Lineage: Eukaryota; Metazoa; Chordata; Actinopteri; Siluriformes; Bagridae. The record is from RefSeq and is a predicted model, not a curated record. Gene Ontology annotation, cellular component: mitochondrial inner membrane. Bases 134 to 934 code for a protein of 266 amino acids.